Messenger RNA from Rotaria sordida, 987 nucleotides. NCBI's taxonomy places the organism in Eukaryota, Metazoa, Rotifera, Eurotatoria, Philodinida, Philodinidae. The record is from the annotation of a GenBank genome assembly.
AUGUCUCCUGUUGUUACUGGUAUGACUGCAUUAAUUUCAUCUAUUACAUUCUAUCCUUUACGUGGAAGUUCCAUUGACAUUCAUCCAAAUGCUCGAUGGCAACAAAAUGGUAUCACUGUAGCUGGAGGAAAUGGAAAAGGCACUGGAAUCAAUCAACUCUCAAGCCCAUAUGGUUUGUAUGUUGAUGAUGAUCAAACAAUCUAUGUUGCUGAUACGUCGAAUCACCGUAUUGUGGAAUGGAAACGGGGUGCGAAGAGUGGCCAAGUGAUUGCCGGUGGAAAUGGACAAGGAAGUGGAGAUCAUCAGUUAUCUAGCCCAAGAGAUGUGAUUGUCGACAAAGAGAGAGAUAGUAUCAUCAUCUCCGAUAAUUGGAAUAGAAGAGUGGUUCGAUGGCCUCGUCGAAAUGGAACAAGUGGAGAAACAAUCAUCUCCAACAUCGAUUGUGUGGGUUUAACAAUGGAUGAGAAUGGAUCUCUCUAUGUCGUUGACAAUGAAAAACAUGAAUUGAGACGAUAUCGAAGAGGAGAAUCUCAAGGAAUAGUGAUUGCAGGUGGCAAUGGAAGUGAAAAUCAUCUCAAUCAACUCUCUUCCUCACAUUACAUAUUCGUCGAUCGAGAUCAUUCAGUAUAUGUUUCUGAAAAGGACAAUCAUCGUGUGAUGAAAUGGAUGGAAGGUGCAAAACAAGGCAUUGUUGUGGCUGGUGAUCAAGGAAAAGGAAAUGGUCUUACACAAUUGUCAUAUCCUCAAGGAGUCGUUGUCGAUCAAUUGGGCACUGUCUAUGUGGCUGAUGGAUGGAAUGACCGAAUAAUGCGUUGGUCCAAAGGAGCCACACAAGGAAGUGUGAUUGUUGGUGGAAACGGUAGAGGAGGACAAUCGAACCAACUGAAUGUGCCCAUCGGUUUGUCAUUCGAUCGAGAUGGCAAUCUCAUUGUCGUCGAUUGGGGAAAUCAUCGAGUACAAAAAUUCAAUAUCGAAUCCAAUAAGUAA